AUGACUAGUUUAGAUGAUACAAUAAUUUCGUAUCAAAAUUUGAUGUUGCUAGACAACAUGACCAACUACAACAAGCCGGCCAUUGACUAUUUCCACCAUGAAUUUAGUGACGCAAGCUUAGAAAUGCCGGCUUCGUGGACACUGCUGUUGAAGAUGCGUAAACACAAAUUACUUCGACUACCAAGUUGCUCGUCGGAGGACGCGCUCGAUUAUAACAUGUAUCUCGUAAGAUUACACCAUUGUUUAUGGAGGCGUUGGUCCAUAAAUCACUAUGGUCUGCAAAACUCCAAGUCCAACCCGCUCUCCAUCAACUGGAACAAGGAGACUGAUGUGACAGUGUUGUACGGUCCGGACUUGACCAAUAUAGAUAAUAUUGAAGAUAAGAUGUGGCCUGCACAACAGCAAAACGACCAGAAACAGCAAAAGAGUUUGAAAUCUGCUUUGAAGAGAAAUGCGGAAUCAUGGAUCGACGAGGAAACGGAGGAGAUUAGCUGCACAGUGGGAAGCAAGGACACCCCCGUGGAAUCGGAAGACGUUUCAUGCGCGUCAUCCGUAGAUUCCCACACAUCAUCUAUCUUUGACCAACGUUCUUCAUGUACUAAAAUUUCUUCGAUAGAUGAAGAUGCGGAGGAUUUCGAACUAGAGGAGAAAGUUCAAUUCCCUAGGAAAUUGAAAUUCAACCAGGCUGUGAUGAGAAGAGAGAUUGAUUCUAAGGGUGCUAUUCACGAAUCUCUAGUCAACAUAAACGAUGUCCAACACCUCCGCCACCAUCGCCGUCAUCAUCGCCGCCACCAUCGCCACCAAACUCCCCUUGCCAAUGAAAGAAUACAGGAAACUUAUUCUGAAUUCGACAGCUAUUCAUUUGAUGCCAUAAAAGAUGAAGACAUUUUCUAUAGGAAUCAAGUUGUUUUCUGA
This is a messenger RNA of Saccharomyces kudriavzevii IFO 1802, 915 nucleotides long. RefSeq lists its product as uncharacterized. The coding region runs from base 1 to 915 and encodes 304 amino acids. The transcript has a single exon. The record is from RefSeq and is a predicted model, not a curated record. Gene Ontology annotation, biological process: cellular response to glucose starvation; protein catabolic process in the vacuole. NCBI's taxonomy places the organism in Eukaryota, Fungi, Ascomycota, Saccharomycetes, Saccharomycetales, Saccharomycetaceae.